Oldenlandia corymbosa var. corymbosa is the source of this 5497-nucleotide messenger RNA. The record is from the annotation of a GenBank genome assembly. NCBI's taxonomy places the organism in Eukaryota, Viridiplantae, Streptophyta, Magnoliopsida, Gentianales, Rubiaceae.
GAGAUAUAUAAAAUAAAUAAAAAUUGAAAAUUAGGAGACGUCUCUUUUGGUGGUGUUGGCGCCAGUGUCUAAGCGGAGCAUUUACUGGAACCGGGUCGGGCUAUUCUCGCAAUCCCCCAAUUUGGAUGAAAUUUGCCGACCUUGAUUUCUACUUCUUUGCCACCGUCCUGUCCCAAAUUCAAACAUCGUUUCGAUUCCACCGGUAAACAUGACCACCACAAUGGGUCCUCCGCCGCCGAGAAACUCCACCACCACCACCACCACUCCCCAACCUCAGCCCAAAACCUCUGAAGAGCCUUCAACUUCGGCCCCAGCGACAUCAGAAUUACGCCACUCUUCUAUGCCACCUCCUCCUCCUCCUCCAAAAUUUGCGAUUCCCCGGCCUCCAGAAACCAAAAGCGAACCCCCUCCUCACUCUGACACUUCUGAAUCGGAAUCUUCCGAACUGGAUGUAUCUCCUGCCGAGAAUGUUGAUUCCAAAGAGAGUUUGAGCUCUAGCUCCACAAGCAAAGAUAAAGACAGUAGCCGCGUGAGAAAAGGUUCUAAUGAUAUUCCAGUUCCUUAUACAAUCCCGCCAUGGAAUGGGCCACCUUGCCAUCAAUAUUCUCUUGAAGUUAUCAAAGAUGGCUCCGUUAUUGACCAGUUAGAAGUAAACGAAAAGGGUGCAUAUAUGUUUGGGCGUGUGGAUUUAUGUGACUUUGUGCUGGAGCAUCCCACAAUCUCUCGAUUUCAUGCUGUUAUCCAAUUCAAGAGCAGUGGAGAAGCUUAUCUGUAUGAUCUUGGCAGCACUCACGGUACCUCUAUAAACAAAAAUCAGGUUAAGAAAAAGGCUUAUAUAGAGUUGCAUGUUGGCGACGUUAUACGAUUUGGCCAAUCAUCCCGGUUAUAUAUAUUCCAAGGCCCCUCUGACUUGAUGCCCCCAGAAGCUGACUUGACGGGCAUGCGAAGUGCCAUGAUUCUAGAGGAGAGAAAAGAUAUGGAAGCCUCACUUUUACGAGCAAAAAAGGAAGCAUCUAUGGCCGAUGGUAUAUCAUGGGGUAUGGGUGAGGAUGCUAUUGAAGAAGACGAGGAUGAAGUUGAUGAGAUUACUUGGCAAACUUUUAAAGGUCAACUUACUGAGAAGCAGGAGAAGACACGUGAAAAAGUUAUAAAAAGACUGGAAAAGAUUGCUCACAUGAAGAAAGAGAUUGAUGCUAUUCGGGCAAAAGACAUUGCUCAAGGUGGUUUAACACAAGGACAGCAGACCCAAAUUGCUCGGAAUGAACAGCGAAUAUCACAGAUUAUGGAAGAGCUUGAAAACUUGGAGGAGACCUUAAAUGAAAGCAUCCGGGAAAGUCUUGGUGCCCGUGCUGGAAAGACUACCCGUGGUGGUAAGAGAAGGGGUGCCACAGAAGACGAAGAAGAAGAUUAUGAAAGUGACGAAGAUGAUUUCUAUGAUCGUACUAAGAAGCCACCUAAAAAGAAGGGUGACGAGAGUCAAUCAGUUGAGACUGCUGAUUCUCUUCUUGGGAAGAAAGAAGAUAUUCUUAAAGAGAUGGAAAACAAGAGAAAGUUGCUUCUGGAUGAAGAUGAAAGGGUGCAACCAAAUGAAGCUUCGGGAGAAGGAGAUGCACUUGAUGCAUAUAUGUCUAGUGUGUCGUCUCAGCUUGUUAUUGACAAUAAAGAGAAGCUUCAGAAGGAAUUGACCUCUCUACAGUCAGAACUAGAUAGGGUGUUAUAUUUGCUAAAGAUUGCCGAUCCCACUGGAGAAGCCGCUGCGAAAAGGAGAGAUUCUAAAGCUCAGGAACUAAUACCCAAAAUUGCUGCUCAUGACACCCUCAAACAGCACCCAUCAGUAAAGAGUCAGGACAGCAGAUUGGAGCAUUCACUGAACAAAUCAGGCGAAAGUAAACCCAAGAACCCGGCUGCCAAACCGAGCACUGCCAAUGGAACUGCAGAAUCUAGCCUGAAGGUACAAGGGAGUGAAAUAGUUGCUGAUGCGGUAGAUGAUUCGACUAUUGUACAUACUAUUGUCAAACCUCAGUGGCUUGGUGCCGUUGAGGAUAUGAAAAUGCAAGAAAAAACAGAAGUUGCUCCAGUAGAUAUUGAAGAAGAUGAUAAUUUUGUGGAUUACAAAGAUAGAAAGGAAGUACUUAAAGAUGCUGAUGUCACAGAUGGCACCUCGGGAAUUGAAAAUGCAGCCCCAGGUCUUAUUAUCCGGAAGCGGAAGCAGAAGCAAGUUCAGAAUGUUGACACCAGUAAUUCCAAAGACUCAGAGAAAUCUGAGGAUGCCCAACUAAAGGUUGAAGACACUAUUGCUUUGCUGUUGAAGCACUCCCAAGGAUACCAUGCAUCUGAUGAGGUGGAGCUGCCCACAGAAAAUGUACCCAACAAUAAGCAAGCAAGGAACAAUAAGCAGCAAAAAAAGGUGCUCGGUCCUGAGAGGCCGUCAUUCUUGAGUAACGAACCUGAAUGUGACUCCUGGGUGCCUCCAGAAGGGCAAUCUGGCGAUGGACGCACAUCUUUGAAUGAUCGGUAUGGAUAUUAGCUUCACUAAUUGAACCUGUUCUUUUGGCACUAUGAAUCUUCUGAAGAAUGAUGAUGGGAAGUUACAUGUUUGAAAUCAUCUUUGUGGCUGUUGACGGGAGCUGUGAAACUCAUCAAGAAGUGAUGGCGGUAAACUAUAACAGGGACUAUGCUUGUUUUUGGUUUAUUUAGAUUUUGAAUUUAAUGAAGCCGUGUUAAUUGUAUGUCACAAGUCCCAAAUCCAGCCAAUCUAAAAGUUAGGAGACCUGUGUUGAUGUAAAGAUUCUUCUCUUUAGAGAGGCAACCAACACAGUAGUUGCAGAUUUUCAGUUGAAUGAUGGUCUUAAUAGAUUGAGCGAAGUACAGAGGCUAGUAAUACACUUUCUCCAGGGAAUUCCCCACCACUUCUGUUUGAUACUUCUUACUUCUUAGAUGUGUUCUGAACAUCUAAUCAUCUUGUAGCGCACAGGACAAUUUCCAGUCGAAGAGUUCGAUUAGUACGUGCUGCACAUGUAUCUGUUAUUUUUGGGAUGAGAUUGUCCUCUUGAUUUAGCGAGUCAACAGAGAAAGAGAGAAAAUCCUCUCCAGCAUUGUACAUUGUAAUUGUUCCAUUAGUAAGUAUGCGCUGGUUUUGUCCGGUUUACUUUCUAAUUGUACAUUCUGUAACCAAUGUUGCUUUCUUAGUGCACGUUUUAUACAAACUGCUUUACGUUUUAUAACGAAAGUGUAAUACAAAACAGAUGCAGCUGCACCAUUAUGUUUGGCCAUCAUGACGUCCUAGAGCAAAUGCUGAAUCUCAUUCGAAUUGGUUUUGCUCAUUGGAGAUUAAGAUAAAAAUAAAAAUACAGAAUAUAAGAAUUCUACGCAAACGAAGAGAUGCAGUUUCAUGGUGGUGGGGUUUGAUACACAGAUGAUACUUUUGAUUCUAACAAAGAAACAUAUUUAUCAAGCAUUAUGAUUACAGCUUCAAAAUCAGUUAUUUGGCGCUCUAUUGAAUCAAUCUGCUGAACAUAUUCAUCAAAACCUCCGCUUUUUGACUUGAGUUGCUCCAUGAAAACUCUUAAUCCAGAAGCCACGUCUCCAAAACCUUUGUACUCUUCCGCCACUCUUAAAUUCAUUUUCUCCAAAAGUUCAAGCAGAUUGUUUGUUCCCUGAGGCAAGCAAUCAUAGCGAAGAGAGGAGAACUUAAUUAGUCCAUCUAUCUGCUUUAUAUUCAGUCAACUAGGAUAAACGACGAGAAGAAUUAGGAGGUGCAUAACUUCAUAAACCACUACAAGGUUUGAUAUAUACAAAUCUGAGGAGUUACUCCAACGGCAUCUUUUGUGAAUGAAUCCUGAUCCUUAAAUUGUCAUUUGUUCAAGCAUGGUCAUGUUUCAGAUACCUAAACAAAGAAAGUAAGAAACCAACACUAAUCCUAUCUCUAACUGGCAAAGCUUAUUCUUCUUAUAAGAUUUAAAGGGUUGGAUUACUUCCUUCUUCAUUUAUACAAGCUUAAAUUCAACUGUGAGCAACUAUCUUUAGCUUAAUAGCUUGAAGACGGAAUGAUUCCAUUGUCUUGAGACAGACUGUUAAAUUCAUAGGAUGAAAGCCUAAUCAGAACGAAUCAGCAUUUUCAUUUCUUCAAUUGGAGGUAUAACAUCAGUUAACAAGCCAAAUUUCUCUGAAUAAUGGCUGCUAUGGACAUGCUGUAUGUCUUUAAGUAGACCACAACUAAAACUAUUGUCCACCGAAAGGUCCUAAAGGAGCUUGCAAAGACCAGGAACACAAAGUGUUUUAGAGUGUAAUUAAACCACAAGAAAUUAGUAGCCUAAACUUCAUAGCAGACUUCGAAAUACUCCUAGCUUGAUGACUGAAGAGUUAUCAGUUCUCUUUAUUCUACUAUCCCAACUAAAAACUAUGUGAUAGAUUUACUACAAGGCUAAAAUCGAAAUAUGCACAUGUAACUGUGGUAACAGUCCAGUGAAGGUCCACAGGAAACCUAGGCAGAGAAGACUGAAAGAAAAAGUACGGGAAGAGACACCCAUGGAAUGAUUAUCUCAAAGUGAAGCGCCUAUUACCAUAGCCCUUCUAAUUUCCGUCCGAACAGUCAUGACUCAUGACUCCCCUAGUCCUUUGCUGGAGAACAAUCACCAAAAUCUUACAAUAAAGCCCCAUAGUGCCCUGUUACGUCACGAGGCAUCGAUCCUCACAGUGCAAUCCACUAAAUCAUACACCUUCAAGAACAAGUAUCAUCCCUUCGUACCUCACUAUGGACUUUUAACAACUCAUCUCUCCAAGUUCCCCUGUACACUAGCAAUGUACCCCAUAUUUAUUUCCACAAUAUAUAAUUCAGUGGGACUAGCACCUCUAAAGUCUAAACUAGUAGUAGCAAACAUACAUUUUUUUAAGGAGGUGCUUAAAACUCAUUGAAUAUGAACUAAUUUUUAGAACCGAAGAACUUAACCACUGUGAUAUAAACCCAUUUCCUUCAACUCCCAGGCGGGUGUUGCUCAAUCAUAACUCCCAAAAAAAAACAAAAACAAAAAAAACAAAAAAAAAAAACAAAAAACCUAAUAAUGAUUGAAAAGAAAAUUUACUAUCAGAUACAAAUAAGAAUCACAGAAAAAAAUAAUCAAGGUAGUUUUUUUUCCCUCGACAAAAGGCUCAAACAAAGAAAAUUGAGACAAAGUAAACACUCAAUGAUCAUGGAGCAGUACAAAAUUACACAAUCCAAGCUACUUUUUCUUUUAGUAGUGUACCUGAAGUUCGCCCUUAACCAAGGUCGACACAUUAACGAAGAGAUCGUUAAGAGAUUCCGCCAGCUGGUCCUUCUCUUUCUCUUCCCCCUUCAUUGUCGUCAUUCUCUUCCCGGAAGGAAAUCUGGAGCCGGUGGCUGUACUUGGAGGAGGUCCGGCGCUUUCAUUGUUCAGUUGUCUGAUUUGCCCUUUAUAUUGGUGAAAAAUUAAUUACGUUUGAAAUAGUGAAAAAUAACAGCUCCAAUCCUUCAAUUUAC